Paramuricea clavata is the source of this 11459-nucleotide messenger RNA. NCBI's taxonomy places the organism in Eukaryota, Metazoa, Cnidaria, Anthozoa, Malacalcyonacea, Plexauridae. The record is from the annotation of a GenBank genome assembly.
AGAUGUGCGAGAGUAUACAGUCUCAACUGAAACCCCUGCUUUAUCAUUCUUUACAACAUUGCCCGAUACAAAAGUUGUGUUCACCGCAAAUACAUCUGAUCUCACAUCCACUAGAAGUUUUAUUUUUCUCUAUCGGACUGUUCCUAAAGGUACAUGCACUCGGAGAUUGCAUACUUCCAGUCAUGCACUCACGUGAAUUUUACAAUGGCCUAAUUACGCAUUUAGACGAUUCAGGUUACUCGAUCUGACAGGUGUGACGCGAAAUUCCUGACUUGCGAAAUAUCUGACUAUUGCAGAACUGCCCAUGCGCAGACGAUGCGCAUGAAUGACUUUGGCUCAUAAAUUUCGCAACUCAACAGACAACACGUGUAUUUAUAAAGUCAUUUUAUUUUUACAUAAAUUUUCAAACAUCAAUUCUACAAUUGAUCAACUGAAUUGACACUAUACCACUGAUUGUGAACGUUAGCGUUCAGCGAUAAUAAAGCUUGAGUCGUAGUGAUAUAAAAUAGACUCCAGUUUCAAAGGUGAUGCUAUAUGCAUUACUACAAGCACCAAAAAUCGUUAUGCGUUUGACCUUCUCACUAUUUAGUAAGCAGCAACAAUGAGUUUGCCGUUUAGAUUUGGCGAUGUCUAUAUUGGAAACACUUGGUAACAUCGCAUAUGGGCUUAAAUAUCGUUUCGACCGACCGUAUUUAACAAACGUCGUGUAUUUCGCGGUCACGACCACACAAUUCGCUUUGAAAUUUAAAUUGUUUGUGAUUGAAACUUAGCGAUGUCGAUUUGAAAUAUUUAACGAAGUAUUAGAAAUUAACAUCAUGAUUAUUUUAUCUAAACUCUAAAAAACAGUUUUGGCCGACUUAGAAUUUAGCAAGCGUCAUGUAUUUCCCGCCUGUACGCGCGAAUUUUCUGACCCGUCACGCUUGGUCAGGUAUUUCGCAGAGGUCAGGAAUUUCGUUUGACACCGGGAAAGCAAGACAAUUAAAGUUUUGCUAAUUUCUCAUCCAAUUUAUUAUCAUCCAUAUUUUUCCAAAUUUUAAUAUGUCUUUGGGCAAUGUCCAUUAGUCUCAUACAUUUUCAAUAAUAACAGGGUGUCGACGGGCCUGGAAAUCCUGUAAAGUUCUUGAAUUGGAAAGAAAUUCCAGGACUGGAAAGUCCUUGAAAAUCAGUAGAAGUCCUUGAAAGUCCUGGAAAUAAUUUCCUUAACUUCCAGCUGUGCCAACAUUAGUGAUUUUGAUUAAAAUUACUGAAUAAAGUGAAUUAUUUACGGCAAACCCGUGCCAUUUUCAAAGAUUUUUCCCUGUUCUAGGUCCUUGAAUUUACUGAAAAAGGGCCUUGAAAGUCCUGGAAAAGUCUUGAAUUUCACCUUCACCAAAGGGUGGACCUUCUCAAAAUCUUUUCAUCGCAGCAUUUUACGAAAUCAUCCGUAUAGUGAUCCGAUCACUUUACUUUACAUUGUUUUUGUUUGGUUGGACUACGCCGUUGUUCAAAAUCUGUGACCAUGAAAUGUGCUGAGCAAAGCACCAAAGUGCUUGAUGGCUGCCAUUGCGGACGAUGUCUUUGGACAAAACAAGCCUGUUUUGCUCGGACAGGACUAUCGCUAGGGAAGCGAUGCAUCCAAAUUCCUUCUGUUUUCGAAUUAUUUUUGCAACUGACUUUUCCAGGUCCGCCUGCAACACAAUACUUUCCAAGAGAUUUCCUUUUCGCUCGCCUGUUUUGAGUCUCGGCCAUGACAAUCACCUUUGGAAUGAACGUGCGAGUACAACCAGUGACGUCACACCAUCAAUUUGACCGCGCCGUGAGAUGGGACAAACAAAGGUCAUAGAUGGCACACUUUGUAGCUUAAAAAAUCGACUUUAAAGAAUCGCGGGGCGAAAAUAAAAUACAGCAUGAUAUUCAGCGUACUUUAAACUAUAAAAUCAGUACAAUUUCAGAAAAAAAUUUCAGCCAUUUCAUAAACACUUUAAAGCGCAGGCUCUUGACAAGUAAAAUCGUCUGUUAUUAGACAAUUGAGAUUUGGGAUUAAUGGGGUAAACAUUAUUUUUCUACUACAGAUACUGACAAAGAAUGCAAUUACAUAUUUUAUGGCCGAUGGGGAAAUAUUGACUCAAAUAAGGUACAGAAGUCGUGUUAUUACAGUGCAUUUGAGUGUUGGGUUGAAAUAGAUGUACAGUACUGUAAUUGCAUCCUUUAAGUCAUCCAUGUGAAUAUAUAUGACAGUCUCAGGGUGUGAUUUAGGCAAUCCCACUUAUCGUAUUUAGUCUCUAUUUAGCCCCUAAAGCAGUAAAUGAAGAUCUGGCGUUUGAAGUUUACGUUUGGCGUAUAAAUUUCAUGCUUUAACGACUACAAGCCUUCGUAGCAGUUCAAGCAUGAAAUUUAUAUGCCAAACGUAAACUUCAAACGCCAGAUCUUCAUUUACUGCUUUGGUGAAUAUGUGACUAGUGCAUGGUUAAUUUGCUUCCUUAAAUCAUUGCUAAAGAACACAAGUUUAAGAAUUGUUUAAUAUAUUUCAAAACUGGUGUAAAAGCUGUUAUAAUGUUGUAAAAUCAAAAACUUCGUUAGCGGUUUGACGUUUGCGGUAAACGUCAAUCUGAAACUCUCUAAUAAUGGUCCCCUGUUUCUUCUGAAAUUUGCCGGUGAAUAAUUAAUGAGGUCACACCAAUUUGACCGCCUCGAGUCUCAUUAUUUCAGGUACAGUUCAGCAUUUUGAAUGACGGUUUUUAAGGCGCAUCACAACCCUUAAUUGAAAAAAACUAACUUCAAUCAGGAGCAAAUUAUUGAGACAACCGCAUAAAAAAGAGAAAAUUCAACCCACUUUUUCCAACAUUGAUCAUGGGGGCAGGGGGGAGGCCGACGUACUUUAAAAUGGCCAAAAACGUGAAAAGUCUCAUUAUUUUUGCACGCGAUUGUAGGAAAAUCAAUUAAGCAUAAUUCAAGAUCAUGCAGUGAACUCGAUGUUUUUAACAUUAAAAAUGUUAAAUAAUGUAAAAACAUUGAAAUCACUGAUCUUGAAUUAUGCUUAAUUGAUUUCAGUGCCGUAGCAAGGUCGAUAAUUGAGGGGCUUAUAUUCAUAUAUUCGUGUUCUGCGUUAUUAAUUUCUUUUGAAAUCGAUUAUUUUUAUGGUCUCUGAACACGAAUAUAUGAAUGUGAGCCCCCCCCCAUUGGCCCAAUUAUUGGGCUUGUUACGGCACUGGAUUUUCGUAGUUAGUUUUUCAAUUAAGGUUACAGGACGCCCUUUUUGGCGUUUUGUGGAAAAUCGCUACUGCGCGCUCAAAAUCAGUCCGAUUUUCAUCAAAUUUUCACCAAAUGUUAGCCAUGCAGUGCAUGCAAAAUAUGAUAAAGUUGUAAAAUUGACAAACAAUAAAAUAAUGUAAGAAUUAUUCAGGAAAAUCUUAAGUCGCGGUAGCUUUACGCUUUUGAGUUAUGUUCCUGCUGGUUUUAAGAUAUAUUUAUGAAAAUAUCAUUUUUAUAAAGUAAAAUAGUUGUUCUAAAAAAUUGUGUUCGGAAAUUUUUGUUUAUUUCGUCAUUCCGCUGAUAUGGCGAUUUCUUUGACGACUGCAAUAUAUUUCUGAAUCGUUUGUGUGAAUUGCUCCUUAUUAUUAAAAUAUCCAAAAUUAGAACAAAGCCGAACACAGUUUUGAAACUGACUUCUUUAGCUAUGUUCUGUGAAAAUUUGAGAAAAAAUGGUUAAAACCCGCAGGAGCACAACUCAUUUAAAAAUCAGUAAUUGCCGUAAAAUUCUUUGGGAGAAAAUUGAAUUUGAAUAUUACAUUUUCAAUGUUUUUCUUAUUGCAGCGAAAUGUAUUUUAUUAAAUAACUCUGCGAGUUUUCAACAUUUUUCGUCCAAACUUGGUCAAAUAGUAGAACUAGUCUAAUGCUUUCAUGGAAACCAAUAAAAAAAUUUUCGGCAAAAUUAACACUCAAAGGUGUUCUGUAACCUUAAAAGGGUUGUAAUGUGCCUUAAAACCCAUCAUUCAAAGGGCUGAAUUGUGCCUUUAAAACGUUGUAAAACUCAUUAGAAGGCAUGUGUAAGCUAUAUCUUUCAAGUUACGUAGAAGACGAUAUUUGAAUUUGAUAGUAUAACUACUGUAAUUUAAACACGUAACGAUUUAAUUCGUACUGUAAGACAGAUUUUAAAAUAUCUCGCUCGAUUCAUAUACCAAUUUUCUAAUAUUAGACCUUUUUAUUUUUUAGUACUACCGUGGUUCAAAAAGGUGUAGGUAUACAGUUGUUCUUCCUCAACGAGGCUCAAUUUCACUCUUCUUCGACAAUGUAAAUAUACCUGUUGGCGAGAGAUUAUUGAUAUGGAAGGCUACCUGGGUUUAUUUAAAACCUGAUGGAAAUCCUGUCAAAGUAUUUACUCAUGCGAAUAGUGGCAAGUUUCAUUACAUCGGGCCUGAGAGCGGUGUCAUAUUCGAGUUCAAUUCAACAACAGAAUUUACAAUUCGUCUCCAAAAGUACGAACGAGGUACAGUGGCAUGCCCAAAAUCCUGACAUUCUACCCAAAACAUCUUACACUGGCAUCACCUAGUUUAUACAGGGUGUAUAAAAAAAACUGAACAGAUUUGAAAUUGCUCUCAAUUUCGCAAAACAGCCAUUAGUAUCUAGUUUUUGAUGUAUAUAGUUUCCUUGGGUACUUAUAAUGUAGAAUAAUGAAAAAAAUUUCUCGAACUCAAAUUUUGUGAUCCAGGGGUGUACGUGUCUUUUCCAACAAACUAAAAAUGGCUUGCGCACGAAAUUUAAAAGCUUUAAUCGUAUUUCGAGAUAAUGGAUGGAAAACUGGUUGGGUUUUUAAUUAUUGUACAAAAUUUCAGACAAUUUGCUCUAGUUUAAGCCCUUUAACUAUCCAUUUUUUCCUAAAAAAAAGCCUUUCGCAUGCUUAAUUAAUGCCUUUACCUAAUUUGCGUAUUACUGACAUAGCAAAUUGCAGACUUUUUAGGAAAAAUGUAAGUUUGCGUGAAUAGUUAAAGGGCUUAAACUAAAGCAAAUUGUCUGAAAUUUUGUACAGUUAUUAAAAACCCAACAAAGUUUCCAUCUAUUAACUCAAAAUAUGAUUAAAGCUUUUAAAUUUCGUGCGCAAGCCAUUUUUAGUUUGUUGGAAAGACACACACCCCUGGUUCACAAAAUUUAAGUUCGAGAAUUUUUUUUCAUUCUACAUUAUAGGUACCCAAAGAUACUAUAUACAUAAAAAACUGGAUACUAAUAGCUGUUUUGCAAAAUUGAGAGCAAAUUCAUAUCUGUUCAGUUUUAUUUAUACACUCUGUAGUAUAAUUCCAUGAACUUGUGGUUAGUAUAAUUGCAUGAACUUGCAUGACUCACUGAUCUAGAAAUACUUACAUGACUCUGUAAGGGCUGGUGUAACAGGAAAUAUGCCCCCGCCCCCCCCAAAAAAAAUUCCCCCGGGCAAAUGUCCUGCCAGAGUGCCGAUGGUUUUACUUUUUGCAGCUGCUCCUGGUUUGGUCUAAAAUUUAGCACUCAAAAUUUCCAUCUACAAAAAUCCAUACAUAUCUUAUACACACUAGAUAGCACAUCUUCUUUAGUAAAAUUCAAGCCAAGAAUAUUCCAGCGGUUACCCCCAUUUCAAUAGAUGGCGGCCAUCUUGGAGUUUCCCACUCGCUAAUAAACGCUUAAAAAACAACAUAACUUUCAUCAUCUGAAUAGUUUAAAAAUGUAUUUGGAAUUUAGGUUUAACUCAAUAUUUAAGUUCCCUGUUUAAGAAAUAGAAAACAUACCAAUCUUCUCAUUUCAUGGGAAUACCCUGAGCCUGCAAUCACGGCUUCAAUUUUUGAAUUGCAGAAUAAUUAGAUGCACUAUCUAGUGUAUAUAAGAUAUCUAAUGCAAAAAUCCUUCAACAAGAAAAAUAGCCACCGCAUGCAUCAAAGCUAUUCUAGGAAGGCGGUGGUUUUUUCACAAACCUAAUUAAUAGUGAUUACUAGAAGAAAUAAAGCAGGUUGAUAAUGAAGAAGUUAUUUUUUAAAGAAAUUAAGGUUACAGAAUACCUUUGAGUGUUAAUUUUGCCUAAAAUUUGUUUAUUGAUUUCCAUGAAAGCAUUAGACUAGUUCUACUAUCUGACCAAGUUUGGACGAAAAAUGUUGAAAACUCGCAGAGUUAUUUAAUAAAAUACAUUUCGCUUGUAAUAAGAAAAACAUUGAAAAUAAUAUUCAAAUUCAAUUUUCUCCCGAAGAAUUUUACGGCAAUUACUGAUUUUUAAACGAGUUGUGCUCCUGCGGGUUUUAACGAAUUUUUCUCAAAUUUUCACAGGACAUAGCUAAAGAAGUCAGUUUCAAAAUUGUGUUCGGCUUUGUUCUAAUUUUGGAUAUUUUAAUAAUAAAGAGCAAUUCACACAAACGAUUCAGAAAUAUAUUGCAGUCGUCAAAGAAAUCGCCAUAUCAGCGGAAUGACGAAAUAAACAAAAAUUUCCGAACACAAUUUUUUAGAGCAACUAUUUUACUGUAUAAAAAUGAUGUUUUCAUAAAUAUAUCUUAAAACCAGCAGGAACAUAACUCAAAAGCGUAAAGCUACCGCGACUUAAGAUUUUCCUGAAUAAUUCUUACAUUAUUUUAUUGUUUAUCAAUUUUACAACUUUAUCAUAUUUUUCAUGAACUGGCUAACAUUUGGUGAAAAUUUGAUGAAAAUCGGACUGAUUUUGAGCGCGCAGUAGCGAUUUUCCACAAAACGCCAAAAAGGGUGUCCUGUAACCUUAGCGAAGUGUAUACAACUUCGGCAAGAAAGCCUGGCCAUAAUAGUUCGUUUGAGUGAACUUUAUACUGUUACUGGAAUCAAACUAGAGUAAGCUAUAAUUCAACUUUGAAAUGCCAUUUUGGAUAUUUAUCAAAGCCAUAACAAGAGAUUUACUGCAUGAACUGGGCCACUCAGUUGCAUAUGAACAGCCCAUUAGAUAGUAAACAAAUAAAAAUAAAUACAUGAUGUAUAUCCUGGUUUUCAUUUAGUUAUCGAAGAAUUUGGCGAAUCGGGGGAGAUAACCUUGCCUAUACGGCCUUAUCCAAAAUAUCUUGAACUGAAAUAUUGGAUUACUGUACCAAGAGGACAUGUAAAACUGACUGUGCAUGGUGAGUUAAAAUUAUACUAUUACAAAAACCUCCAACUAGGUGUUUAUAUAGACUUUACCGUAUGUUGCACUUUUGCAUUAAUGGCCUCGUGUCCAUGUUUCCCUGUUGUAUGUACAGUAUAUCGCCAUGUAUCGUGCGCGAAUUGGUCUCUCUUUAGUCGUGUUUACACUAAGCCUAGCCUUGGCCUGGCCUUGGUCAGGCCAAGGUAAAUGUGGCGCGUUUACACCAUAUCACUAUUUUUUGAGACUGGCUCACUUUGGCCUAGAAUUUUGUAAUUAAUUUUGUGUAUUUUUAUGUGUUGUGGACACACGUGGCCAUGAAAAUAAAGCCCAGGCCAGGGCCGAAAGUGUUUACAUUUCCACAAGCCUAGCCCAGGCCUAGGCCAACGGUUGUAGUGGGCCCACAUUUCCUGGCCUAGGUCAGGCCGAGGCCAGGCCAGAGUCUGUUUACACUGUCAAAAUGUAGGCCAAGGCCAGGCCAAGGCUAGUAGUGUAAACACGACUUUUGAUCUUGGGUCAACGAGGCCAUUUGGGCAAGAGUAUAAACGAUCAAGCAAAUGUCAUUUUCUAUAUUAAUGAUAUGCAUAUAGAAAUAUUACUCGACUGUGAUUGAUUGAUUUCAGUGCAGUUAAUCUCACAAACAGCAGUGCAAAAUCUGUAAUCACAGUGCAUUUUUUUGUGAUACAGCUAGUGCAAUUUUUUUGUAAUAGUGCAAAAAAUCUGUAAGAAGCUGAUCUGAUUAGUGGAAAAACAAUGUGAUGAUAAAAUCAACCAGUCAGUUUAAAACAGUUCUGAAGUAACGGUCACAGAUUGCUGCAAAUGAAAACAAACAUCACGCCGCGCUACAUAGAGUAAAAGUAACUUCGGUUGGAAAAUAUGGCUUUUAUCUCUUUUUUGUCAAAUGGAAAAGCCUUUACCUUAAACAAGGCUAACAAAACUGACAAAACUUACAUAGUUGAGUGGAAUUUUUAAGCCGUUGGCGUUGCAUAAUGUGAUAUAACAAAGCAGGAAAACUUUGUUUAAUUUAAAACUACAAUUGUCUCGAACAUUUUUAUGUAUAAUAGCAAUAAGUAAUAGCAUGGUUUCUCGUGAAAUUUGGAUAAACAUGCACUCGUGAGUUUUUCAAAGACCUCAAAUAGCACUCGUCCUUCGGACUCUUGCUAUUUUGAUGCUCUUUGAAAAACUCACUCGUGCAUGUUUUAUCCAAAUUGCACUCGAAACCAUGCUAUUACAUAUACAUAAUUCCUAUACAGCUUCCCAUCCCUGUUUGAGUUUUAGGUAAUGAAAGUUUGUUACUUUUUGAAUGGAUAAUUCGAGGCGGUCAUAUUCGUGUCACCCCUUUAUUUAUUUACAAUCGCAAAUUUAAAGGGCGGGAUAUUUUGAUCUAAUCUAAAUAUUUAAUCUACAAAGGGUGAUGUCCAUCAUGCAUGGUGUGGACUAAUUUGUAUCUGGACAGUACACGUAUUCACUUCGCCUGCAGCAAAUGUGAAAAACUUUUCUUACUGUAGAUUUGUGGUGGUCACCCCAAUAUGGUCGUAAUAACCCUUCCGGAAAGUACUUAGCCAUGGUUAUAGAGCGUCGUUUCCAUGUUUGAGGCGUUGGCUUUAGAGGUCUUUGUCUUGUUACUGCAUGAGUACAAUAUCUUACAAUUCACUAGUCUGCAUGAUAUAACUGUAUGGUUUCGCAAAUGUGCCACCUGUAACAAAAUAGAGGGCUUUAAACCCAAUAUCUCAAUCACGAAAACAAGGCUAUAUAGCGACUGUAAGACUGAGCACUUUCUUUAAGAGUGUAUUGGCUUCAUACAUAUAGCAGAUAAACCAUUAAGUACUGCACACGUAAAAACAUACAAGUUGUUACAGAUCUGCAAACGAGUUUUUGGAAAUCUGUCCACAAGCCGUCGAGAAGUUGUGUUCGCACUCGUCAUCUGCUUGUUCCCAAUUGUUGUAAAAAGUUUGGAACAAGCUGUUAACAACUUGUAAUACUGUAACAUUGAUGGCAUUAUCAGACUUGUUACAAGGUUGUUCUAACACUGUCUGAUACAGUCAUGAUAUAACAAGAAUGUUACAAGGUUGACGACACAAGGUUGUAACAAUAUUUUUAUAUCAUGACUGUAUCGGACUUGUUGGAACAACCUUGCAACAACUCUGGUAAUAUCAACAAGGUUGUUUGCAACUGUAAACAAGUCGUUCCAGAUUUUGGGACAAGAAAUGCGAACACAACUUGUUGGCGGCUUGCUGGCGGACUUGCAACAAGAUGUGAUAUUUUUCCGUCAGUAGUUAUUAAUAGUUGAAUUUAUUCUUUUACAGAUCUAUAUUUACCGAAGUAUGAUUACCGAAGUAAAAUUAAUGUGUACAGAUUUAAUGACAGGAAAAGAGAACUUGUAAGAAGUUUUGAUAACAGUAGUACGCUGGACACAAGUACUGUCAUAUCAGAUAGCAACAGGCUGGCUGUGACUUAUAAGUCAUAUAGGGAAAAUUCCAUUGAAAGAUUUAGGAUUACUUAUUCCAUGCUAGAAACUGGUAGGUUUGUUUGGGAUUUAGGAUUUAAUGUUACCAUAAACAGAGGUUAAUAAAUCACGCAAAUCCUUUGUGGCUAAAUUGGGUGACGGAAAGUGCGGUUUCUUUCUUGGGGGUAGGGGUCCCCAGAAAAGCUGUAGAGACAACAUCAGGGUGAGAGUAAGGGCCCUCACCGUUAUGGACACUGAAUUUCAUGUCCGAGCCGGGCUUCCCUGUGGUGAAGUGACCGAGAGAUGCGAAGAUCAGGAUGCGAAGAUCAGGACGCCGUUAUGGACCUUGCUCUCUUUGGCCGGUGUGUGCUUCACCGUGGGCGAAGUGUGGCCGUGUGAACACCACUUUCCGUCCCGUUUUCUUUAUUUCUUCUUGAAUGUAUAAAAUUAUUUACAAGUUGAUAAAACAGAACAAUACAGAUAUGAUUACAAUUAAUUUCUUAUAUUUAAGUUCCAUAUGCUUCUUCUUCAUCAAAGGGUUGGGUGGGUGAGAUUUUCCUUUUAUGUUGUCUCAAAGACCGGUGAAACAAGAGUGAACUGAGAUAAAACUUUGCUAGCUUUUGAUGAUAACUGCAUGAAGAAUGUCGGCUUAGCAAAAAGGGAUUGUAUAUUGGCAUUGGCACUUAGCAUAUUUUGGCAGAUAUUGCCGCCAGGGGCAUGCAAAGCGGUUGUUUUCUUUGCGUAUCGUUUCUGUUUAGGUUACAUAGUUUUAUGUAUGGAUGUUGCGUCUUAUUAAUCCUAAUUUAUUUUUUAAAUAAAUUGCUCCUGAAAUUAAGCUUUAGAAAAAAUGUCCAGAUUUAUAUACUUUCAGAGAAGAAGAGCAGAAAUGAUACUCAUGAUGUUUUAACCCUACAGUACUGUAUUUCAAAAGAUUUUGGUUGCGUAUGUGUUAUGGUGCAAUAAGAGUGUUUAUUUUUUCUCUUGCGGUCCGCGAAAUCAUAUUUUAUGCUUUUCUGCAAUCUGAUUGACUACGCGAGCGGUCCGUAUGAGCCCGCGCGAGAUUUAAAGCCGUAGAACCUAUGUUUUUAUUUUUUAAAAUUUAAGGACGAGUUUAAAGGCUACUUUUUAAAACAUUAAAAUGUCUGCAGACGAUGAAGAACACAGUGAAAAAAAUGCUUGUAUUCAGAAUGUUUCGUUUUUGAAUUUUUUAAAUAAACAUGUCAGGUGAUUUCCUUAUUUGGCACCUGCAUUUGCGUGCGGGAGGGGAGUUGGGGAAACUUCAGAGGGGGGAAUUAAAAAAAAUAUAUAUUUACCGGUAGGGUCGGUCCGUAUAGAGAAAUAUUUCUCUCCUAUUCGGGAAAUAUUUCUCUAUACGGAACUCCAAUCCGGUAAAUAACAUAUAUGUAUUUUUUUAGCACCAAAAACAUGCGACAGUUCGUUCCCCAACGUGAAAAAGUCCAAGUUAUCUGUGGCAUUGUAUGAAGGUAAUAUUUAAAGCAGGCGAACUCAGACAUGAGUCUAUUAGUACUAUUGUAACCACUAUUUUGUAGUUAUGUAGUGGUUAACCACUGGCUAAGCUAGCCAUGGCAACUGGUUAUACAAUGCUAAUAAAUCUGCAUCUAAAUAGGUUAAAGACAACACAUUGCUAUGGUUAGCUUUGUAUGGUUAGCUUAGUUAGUUAGUCAACUCCAAAAUACGGUGUUAAAACAAGGUGUUAAUUAUGAAAAUUUGACACAAGCUUUGUUUUAUUAGAGCAUCUUUUUAUUUUUGCACAAUCUCAACAAAUUCAAUUAUAAAAUUCUGAACUAGGUUGGGAGGUGACGUAUACUUGUGCAUCUGGCUACGGCAACGGAAAUUACAAUGACUUCACUGUACUAUGCCUGGCAAAUGGCAGUUGGACUUAUAGGAAAGGUAGAGAGUGCCGCAAGAUGUGCCCUUCACUAGGUU